AAUACUCCACUGGCAACUGUUGAUGCAUUCCCAAGUCAUCUGACGUCAAGUGGGAAGGGCUUUGUCAGAGUAGACUAUAAAGGUCCUCUACUACUUUAUUCAUUCACAACGUCAGUCUGGAUUACCAACAACUUUGUGGAGAAGCUCCUUCCUCGGGCUCCUCCUAGGACAACACAGUAGGGGAAACUCAAACCUGCCCGAUAUAGCUAAACAAUGAAAAUGUCAGCGGCGGAGAUCAGCCAGGUCCUCAAGGAGGGAGAGCUGGAGAAGAGGAGCGACAGCCUUCUCCAGUUUUGGAAGAGGAAGACGUGCGUCCUGACCACGGACAGCCUCAACAUUUACGCCGACACGCAGAAGCGCUCCAAGGGCAAGGAGCUCAAGCUGCAGUCCAUCAAGAAGGUGGACUGCGUGGAGCGCACCGGCAAGUUCGUCUAUUUCACCAUCGUAACCACAGACAAUAAGGAGAUCGAUUUCCGGUGCUCCGGGGAGGAGAACUGCUGGAACGCGGUGAUCACCAUGGCUCUGAUUGAUUUCCAGAACAGAAAGGCCAUCCAGGACUUUAAAACGCGGCAGGACAAUGAAAGCGCGUCGCCCGGACAGCAGGAGAGGCGCAUGGCGAGGGCGCCCUGAGCCGCUGCGGGGACUCUGGCAGUUAACCACUCCUAAUAUGUGUCAAAGUGGACCAUAGAAAAAUAAUAAUCGGACCAAAAGGAAGACGAGGUCAUCCGGUCCAAAGAUGAAGGAUUGUUCGGGACUGAGCUCUUGGGAGAGGGGGGACAACUGAUCUAAACCGACAGACUGAGAGAUUUUUAGAAGCUCCACACAAAGGACUGAACCCUUGAAUUGUCAAAACUAUUUAAAGUUUGCUCUCCUGGGAGGAAUGACUCCUAAAACCAUGAUGUUAAUUUAUUUGUUUCCAGGAUAUUACUGGCAAACACCUUGUGUUGUUUAAAUUAUUUACUUUUUCAACGUGUGUUGAGUGUGUAUUUAUUUGAAUAAAUAUUCAUGCAUUUUUGACAUAA
Cottoperca gobio is the source of this 1022-nucleotide messenger RNA. RefSeq names its product pleckstrin homology-like domain, family A, member 2 (gene phlda2). The transcript is spliced from 2 exons. Lineage: Eukaryota; Metazoa; Chordata; Actinopteri; Perciformes; Bovichtidae. Bases 214 to 630 code for a protein of 138 amino acids. The record is from RefSeq and is a predicted model, not a curated record. Gene Ontology annotation, biological process: positive regulation of apoptotic process. Gene Ontology annotation, molecular function: phosphatidylinositol phosphate binding.